Messenger RNA from Vidua chalybeata, 735 nucleotides. RefSeq names its product autism susceptibility gene 2 protein-like. The record is from RefSeq and is a predicted model, not a curated record. The transcript is spliced from 4 exons. NCBI's taxonomy places the organism in Eukaryota, Metazoa, Chordata, Aves, Passeriformes, Viduidae. Bases 58 to 735 code for a protein of 225 amino acids.
UUGUGGCUGCGGUGGGGCGGGGGGGGACGAGAGCGAGAGGGAGAGCCGGCGAGAGACAUGGAUGGCCCGGCGCGAUGCAACGGGCUUCGGAAGAAGCGGCGAUCGCGGUCCCAGCGCGACCGGGAGCGGCGAGCCAAAGGCGGGCGGCGCGGCUGUGCCGCCGGCGGGGCCGCCGGCCCCGGGGCCGCCGCGCUCUCCUCCUCGGGCUCGGAGAAGGAAGACAAUGGGCCCCCGCCGCCGUCCCGGCCGCGGCCCCCCCGGAGGAAGCGGCGGGAGUCCUCCUCGGCCGAAGAGGACAUUAUCGACGGUUUCGCGAUGUCCAGCUUCGUCACUUUCGAGGCGCUGGAGAAGGACAUAGCUCUGAAACCUCAGGAACGUGUGGAGAAGCGACAGAAUCCUCUAGCCAAGAAGAAAAGGGAAGCACUUACCAAUGGGCUGUCAUACCUUCCAAAAAAGAACAGGCUCCACCACCACCACCAGUACAGCUCCGACCGGGAAAAUGACCGGAACCUGUGCCAGCACCUUGGGAAAAGGAAGAAGUUACCGAAGGGCCUCAGACAGCUCAAGCCAGGCCAGAACAGCUGCCGAGACAGCGACAGCGAGAGCGCCAGCGGGGAGUCCAAGGGCCUCCACCGGAGCAGCUCCCGCGAGAGGCUCAGCGACAGCUCAGCUCCUUCCAGCUUGGGAACAGGCUACUUUGUAAGUGUAUCUCCACUUUCACACGUGUGCCUCUGA